GCCACAAAUAUCACCUUAUUCCAGCUUCGAUCCAUUGUUAGUAAGUUUCCGAUACCUCCAAUAUAUCAGACAUCCCAUAUUCCGAACGAUACCCGCAAAGAUGCACUCUACAUCUAUCAUCGCUUUCCUUGCCAUCUCUCUGGCUCCUACUGUUAGUGCUUUCGCAGGCGCUAGUGUCUUUGCAUGCCUCAAUUAUGCAAACCCAAUCUCGAAAAGCUUUAACGCAUCCUUUGUUGUGGGCGGUGGGUCCACGUAUUGUAUGAACAAUGUCGGCCACGAUGCAAACAUGACCGUCAGUCAGUCGGGUCUGACAUGUGCAAGCAUUGGCUAUGUUGAAUCUAAUGCUGGUUGGGGAUGUUUGACCGAGGACAGCAUCUGGGGACUUGCUUAUUCGGCCCUGUCCAAAACAGGGUCAACUAGUAGCCACUGGUGGUGGUCGACAAGUGACUACAACAACGUUGAGCUCAAGAAACAGUCGCGAGGAACAGUCGUUUGUGAUAACAAAGCUGUCUGUAGUGACACCAAGAUCAAUUGGCCAGAUCAAGGACCUAUUUACUUCAUCUUCUUUCCAGAGCAAUCUACCACGGUCAUGCAGUCUGAGCGUCCAGAAGGCGCCGUCAUGAUCGGGCAAGAUCUUGACAAAGAGCUACAGCAGCAGCUCUAAAUCCUUGGCGCAGAUGCCACAUGAGUAAGCAGGGUCCUAGUCAGGGUCUUACUCUUAGCAAUGCUUUUCCCUAGGCAUCGACGACGAUAUCUUGACGACGAGUAAAUAUCAUAAUGAUCAAAACACACCAAUAUACUGCUUAGUAUUAUUUUAGCCUGGUCAGAAAGUUCGAGAGGGGUUGAUUAUGCUUCUGAGGUAGCUAAAGGGGAUUUUGGGAAAUCUUGAUUGUUCACCUAAAAUAUGACCUCGAGGCAUAACGAAUGUUAGCAAUUCCUCUAGCACAACACACCAAACGAUAUCUCUCACAAGGUCACACGAGAAGCAGAAUAAUAAGAUGCGUGUGUCUAACGAUGGCGCAGAAUACUGAAAAAAAAUCAUAGUUCAAGUCGAAAGGAAUGAAAAGACCAAACGAACGACAAGAUUGAAAUACAAAACAAAAUCAAUGGUAUCAUUCUUUCCCUUUCCCAAUUUCUCUAGUAACCAAAACGGAAUAUGAAC
Aureobasidium subglaciale EXF-2481 is the source of this 1162-nucleotide messenger RNA. RefSeq lists its product as uncharacterized. NCBI's taxonomy places the organism in Eukaryota, Fungi, Ascomycota, Dothideomycetes, Dothideales, Saccotheciaceae. The record is from RefSeq and is a predicted model, not a curated record. Bases 101 to 664 code for a protein of 187 amino acids. The transcript is spliced from 3 exons.